ACACUGACCGUUCUCUUCCAUAGUAGGCAGAAGUCUACUGACUACAUAAUUCAAGAUGACAUUAGAGAUAUUAAAAUUAAAGCUCAUUGGAGUUCUUCUGAUUUGCUUUCUGGCUGGCUUCAGCACUGCCCAGUAUUCAGUGAGUGUGGAGAGACCAUGUCCAAUGGAAACAGUCACUUUCACCUGCACUGCUCCUGGAGAUUCCUUGAGAUGGGAGGCACCAGGUAUACAGACAAUCACUAUCCGCUCUACGUCUGGUCUCAAUAUACCAGUAAUGCAGUCAGGUUACACUGUAACACUAACUGCAUUCAAUGACAGUACAUUAACAUCUACUCUAUCAAGAACAGUUGAGAACGGGAUCACUGUGUCCUGUGAGUAUGCACUGCCUGUUCUAACCACUGUAGGAUCUUCAACCAUCAUUUUGGCUGAUACACCAGACCCACCUUCCAAUGUCAGACAAUCCGUUCUGAGCAGCUCAGCAGAUGAAGUUAGGGUAUAUGUGCAGUGGGACCCUCCUACUGAGACUGGUGGUAGAGAUGACCUCACCUACACAGUGACCGUCUCAUCACCGGUCCAACUCUCUGCUACUGUCCUCACAUCUACCUCUGUCACUGUGAUUGCUCAAUACAAUGUGGACUACACUGUCAGUGUUGUGGCUACCAACUGUGCUGGGAGCAGUACAACCACUGACUACAACUUUACAAUCGGUGGCUGUCCUGUGUUGACCAAUCCCACGAAUGGAGCGUUUGGACCAACCACCAGCAGAUUACCAGGAUCAACAGUAACCACCCAGUGUGACGCUGGGUAUGUGUCUGCUAUUGCUAUGGUGACAUGCGAGGGUACACUAAUGUGGAGUCCAGACCCCGAUAUUGAGUGUAUGCUAACCACACCUUCUCCCACACCUUCUCCUACAAUGAACUGCAGAGCUCCACUAUCCCCACCGUGGAAUGGCAGUGUCAGUGAUCAUUCAGUACCAGCUAUUCCCGGUGCUCGUGUGACCUUCCAGUGUGACGCUGGACUGUUCCCUGAGGGCAUAAUGACUGCCACCUGUCUUGCUACAGGAGAGUGGGACAAGAAUCCAGGAGAGAUCGUUUGCAGAAUUGAGUCUAUUUCCUGUGUCCUGCCUGCCCGUCCAUUCAAUGGAGUGUUACUCAACACCAACUGUCAGAACACUAACCUAGCCGAGGGCUCAGUCAUUACCUUCCAAUGUGAUCCUGGGUUCUCACUAGUGGGUGAAGCGACUGCCACUUGUAACAACUCCGGUCUCUGGGAUCCUGACCCGGCUCUAUGGGAGUGUUCUCCGACUGCUACCACCACCCUAUCAACUGGUGUAACUGUUGCCAUCGGUGUUACUACUACUUUCGUUGUGUCUACUAUCCUUGGAUUUCUCGCUGGACUCCUAGUGAUGUACUCAUUCACGCGUAAGAAGGCAGUGUACUACACAAGAAAAACAGCAUUAUCUGUUAUAGAACCCACUAAACCAGUUGGUCCUGUUUAUGAGGAGGUGUCACCCAAAGAGGAGAUUGAACUCAAUACUAACCAGGCAUACGGACCAGUCGGACUGUGAAACUUCGUGCUUCAUAAUACAGUGCAUGGAACCUAUAAUUAUAUAUAUAUAACGGACAUCUUUGGGGAACA
Messenger RNA from Halichondria panicea, 1638 nucleotides. RefSeq lists its product as uncharacterized. NCBI's taxonomy places the organism in Eukaryota, Metazoa, Porifera, Demospongiae, Suberitida, Halichondriidae. Bases 56 to 1567 code for a protein of 503 amino acids. Gene Ontology annotation, molecular function: protein binding. The record is from RefSeq and is a predicted model, not a curated record. The transcript is spliced from 7 exons.